AUGACACAAGAAAUUGAUGAUGUAGAAAUCUGUUACGUGAGUACAUCAACGAGUGAACAUGCAACUGAUGCCAUAAUGGAAAUAAAUGAUUCCUCUGAUGGUGUCACUGCUACUGAGAAUGGAUGUGGUAAGGCUGUGUUGCGUAAACCCAAAUCAGGUCGGUGGUGGAAAUCAAUUCGGAAAGAAAGAUCCUCCGCCGUUAUAAAAGUGAAGCCGCUGAAAUCUUCAUGGGAACGUAAGAUGCGUGCAAAAGCAGAACUGGAAAAUGUUAAAAAAAUACAGCAAGAAGUACGUAAUAAGCUAGCUGCCAAAAAAGCGGCUAAAAUAGAAGCUCGGAAGGAACAUGAAAGGAGACGAAAGGAAAAUGAGAGAAAGGCAGAAAUUGUCCAGGCCAGUACGUGGAAAUCACAUGGCCGAGGUCGUGGUCGUAACAAGCGAAGUCAUGAUAAUAGUACCGGCGAUGACGAGUUUGCUAGCUCAUCAAGAUAUCAACGAUCUAUUACUGAAGAAGAAAAAAAGGAUUUCAUCAGUUAUCAAAAAGAAAUGGAUGAAAGACGUGAUCGGUAUGAGAGGAUCGUGAAACUGUCGCGUGAUGUAAUUAUUGAAUGUAAACGAAUCAUUUUCCAGUUACAUCGUAUAGUCGUUGUUGAUACAUCGGAGAAAAGAGAAGAAAUACUGAAGGAGGCAAAUAAGCGGUUGAAUGAAGUGCGUAACAAAAUGCUUCAACAAAUGGCGAAAGAACUUUGUAAUCUAGAUCAGUAUUACUACAUAAAGUCUUAUGACUGGGCUCUUGAAGAAUAUAUUGAAGCUUUAGCAUUCCACAAGUUUCUAACAUCUGGUAAAGUGCUUUUAUGCAGUGAGGUAAUCGACAUAUUGCAAUUUGUUGAUGCAGAAUCUGAAGGAAACACAAAGCUUUAUGUAGAACUACCUGAGGUAACAUAUUUAAUGGGACUUUUCGAUGUGGGUGGCGAACUGAUGAGACUUGCCAUUAGUGAGAUUUCAUCUGGCAAUUCUAAUACAGCUGUAAGUAUUGUUAAUUACAUGCGGUCAUUGCAUGGGUGCUACGAAUUUCUUGGCAAUAUAAUGCACAGUGCAGACUGGACAAAGAAAUCCCAAGUUUUCCGGGAAUGUUUGAUGAAGGUUGAGAGCGCUCUGUAUAAAUGGAAAAUCCGUGAAAAUGAAAUGCCUACCAAAGCAGGAAAUAGUAUUGUGAAUAUAUUAACAUGA
Messenger RNA from Acanthocheilonema viteae, 1227 nucleotides. Lineage: Eukaryota; Metazoa; Nematoda; Chromadorea; Rhabditida; Onchocercidae. The record is from the annotation of a GenBank genome assembly.